Messenger RNA from Macrosiphum euphorbiae (potato aphid), 333 nucleotides. The record is from the annotation of a GenBank genome assembly. Lineage: Eukaryota; Metazoa; Arthropoda; Insecta; Hemiptera; Aphididae.
AUGAUUAGGCAGGCAACAGGGCCUAAUGACCAUCCUGCAACACCGACCUUUUUACAAGUUUACCAAAUUGUAUCCUCGUAUUCCAUUUUAAAACCCCCUAAAUCAGGAAAUUGUAUGAUAUUAGAAACUAAGACUCCAAAAAUAACUUUAUCUGAUGUCAAAAAUGUUUAUGAAAGUAAUCAAUCUGAAAGAAUUACAAAAAUUACGAACUUGGAGGAUAAAUUGAAUCAAAUUUCCAAUGAGGGAAUAUGGGAAGCCGAUGAUAUAUUUGACCAUGAUGACUGUCAAUCAUCAGUUAAAAAUUGUGUAACAUACUAUAUGUGGAUAUGUUAG